AUGGACGCCCUAGCCGGAUCCGAAAUCGACAAGCUGCCCUUCUUCUUCACCACCCUCUACGAGAAAGAGGCGCUGAAGCUCAAGGAAGGCCAGUCCGAAGACUGGCUCGACGACGACCUGCGCUCCGGCGCACUCGCCCAGGGCCUCUGCGACAUCGACUUCGAGCUCCCCAAUGCGCCAGACGUCCUGGGCGCUGCGGCCUCUCCGCUGCGACGCUCGUCCGUGUCGGGCAACACGCAGGCCUCGUGCUCGACCGACAUCACCACCCCGGACUCGCCAGCCUCGAACGACGACCGUGACCGCAGUUUCGCCGCCUCGCCGCCUCAGCGACGCUCCAUGUCUGCGGCCCCGCACCCCGGCACCUAUUCACGCCACUCGACCUCGAGUCUGGCCUCGUACCGGAACCCGAAGCCCAGUGCCGACGACCAAGGUCUGCGCAGCCCGCCUAAGCAUUCAUACUCAUCCAUACACCGUCUCGGCGACGUGACGGGCCGCAUUACUUACAAGCAUCCCCGCGUGAAAGAGGAUUCCGUUACCGAAUUCGAUGCCGAGUCGGCCUUAUUGCCGGAGCAUUCCAGGGCAUCCAGCCCAGACUCGGUCAUCUCUCACCACCCGCACGUUUCCGCCACCAUGACCUCCACCCAGCGUGCCGCCUUGAACCUGGCCCUGGAAAACGCGCAGUUUCGUGAUCUGUGGCAAGAAUACAGCAAAACAUGGGAGCGCAUAAUCACGUUCGAGGUGAAGCAGAAGCUGCUGUUUCAAUUCUGGGAAAAGUUCUCUCGCAGGUCGCUCUACGGCCAGUUUGCGGUGCUGAAGGACCGGCUCGUGGCCAAGCAUUCGCAAGAGUCUGAGCGUCUGGAUGAGAAGCAACUAAAGGCAGAGUACGCUCUCGAGCAAGCCCACCGUGAAGAGAGGGCACGUUCAGCGGCUGCGCUAAAGCACAUGAAGGCUUAUUGUAGCGGGUCGUCCGUUCCUGGUUCCACAAAGAGGCGGAUAGUCACCGAGGAUGACAAGCGACGCCUCAGGGAGCAGGAAAAACUGCACGACGAGCUGGACAGCAAACACGAAGCUGCGAUGAAGAUGACCCGGGCCCGGCAAGAGAAGGACGUAAAAGAGCUCAAACAUGAACACGAGCAAGAAAUCAAGGAACUCGAGAAGAAGUACAAGGAAGCGCGCGUCCUAUCACGGAAAACCACCCAGGACGUUUCCCAUCAGCUGGACGACGUAAUCCGAGGGCGCAGGCUCCGAGUGGUUCAACGCUGGUUCAUUAACCUUAAGCUAUGGGAUAGGGCCACCAGCGAUCAUGACGACGUACCCGCCUACACCGAUCUUCCCGUUGUCCCUUGGCCCGAUAAGACAGUUGUGGAAACCAUGACUUCGCGAACCUACAGUGUCUUGGAUACCUGGCAUACUUUCAAUGACCUCCCGCCCGCUGUCUCUCUUCACGUACCAGUCAUUUCCGAAAGCGAUUGA
This is a messenger RNA of Diplodia corticola, 1473 nucleotides long. RefSeq names its product ibr domain-containing protein. The coding region runs from base 1 to 1473 and encodes 490 amino acids. The record is from RefSeq and is a predicted model, not a curated record. The transcript is spliced from 4 exons. NCBI's taxonomy places the organism in Eukaryota, Fungi, Ascomycota, Dothideomycetes, Botryosphaeriales, Botryosphaeriaceae.